Molecule: messenger RNA, 744 nt
Organism: Candida dubliniensis CD36
Lineage: Eukaryota; Fungi; Ascomycota; Pichiomycetes; Serinales; Debaryomycetaceae
Exons: 1
Coding region: 1-744 (247 amino acids)
Source: RefSeq, a predicted model, not a curated record
AUGAACAAAAUUUGUUUAACAAACAACUUAACAAAAAUGCCUGUCAAUUUUUUUUUUAAAAUGUUAAAGCUAUACCUUUUGUUUUGCAUUUUUAGUUUCCAUUCGGUCAUAGCACCAAUCCCUACGAUUGAGAAAUACAACAGUACUGAUUCCAUUCAUUCAACUAAUAUUAAUAAUCAACAAGAUUUAAAAGAUUUAACUUUUUUCAGUCAGGUUGUGUUAUCUACACCAAAAUGGGAUCAGAGUUUAACCAGGUAUAAACGUAAAAAGAGAGACUAUGAUGAUGUUUCGUCAGCUGUGGCCGACACUCAGGAACUCAGCAAUAACACGUUUUUGAUGCAAGGACGCAAAGAAACAAGUCCCAAAUGGCAUGUUGGUGCUGGUGUCUACUUGAAUAAAGAACGAUUUUCAGAUACAAAAAAGACAUUCGUAAAGUAUGAGAGUGACUACUGCUCAGAAGAAGAUUAUUCUAGUGACGAGGGUGGUAGUAAACGAAAAUGGUUUAAGCCGUUUUCAAUUGAUUUAAAUGAAACCCAAGACAUAUCCAUCAUUCCUAGCUCAAAAAUAUUAUCUGUUGAUACCAAAGGCAAUUUUGUUAGUCAUAACAAAAUCUCAAACUUUACACUUGGUUAUCAUUCUGAUACUGUGCAGAAAGAUAUAUUUGAGUCUUCUGGCGAUUUCAAAGCGUUCAAAAUGGUUUAUAUUGUUGUUAUCUUGAUUAUAUACUCUUUUUUACACUUUUAA